Molecule: messenger RNA, 897 nt
Organism: Trematosphaeria pertusa
Lineage: Eukaryota; Fungi; Ascomycota; Dothideomycetes; Pleosporales; Trematosphaeriaceae
Exons: 3
Coding region: 1-897 (298 amino acids)
Biological process (GO): translation
Cellular component (GO): ribosome; mitochondrial large ribosomal subunit
Molecular function (GO): structural constituent of ribosome
Source: RefSeq, a predicted model, not a curated record
AUGGCGCUCUGCUUAUGUAAUGACUCUUCCGACCCUGGCCCGAUUUUCCUGAGCCCCAUCGCAGCACCGCUCAACACAACACCAGCGACACCAGCUGUACCCCCACUUAUACGACGCGGAAGGGAACCCGAAAGAGAAAAUACUACCGGCGGAGGCGGGAUGGAAGAAACCGAGGGCGGUGCGGAGAGAGCUGUUAGGGAGGCCUGGCGGAGAGACGAGUAUGUGCACAUUUGCAGAGACCUGUUGGAGACCUGGCAUACUGUCAAUUCGGCUCCCAAAGCUUCAAGGGGUAUUUUUGAAGUGGCUAGACAUGCUAACGAGGGCCCAGAAAAUAACAUCAAAAUCUACCCCCCCAAACCCGCCAUCAAGAAGACCUGCCCCGACCCCGUCUCCACCGUAACACGCUCCCAGAUUACCCUGCUCGACCCUACCGGCGCCCGCACCCGCCUCUUCGCAAAAGACAACCCCGAAUGCGCACGCGUUGGCGACAUUCUGCUCGUGCGCCUACGCACCGGCGACCCUUUCGCCGGCGUCUGCAUAAAUAUCCGGCGACGCGGUGUCGACACGGCGAUUCUCCUGCGCGGCCAACUCACCCGUGUCGGCGUCGAGAUGUGGUAUAAGAUAUACAGUCCGCUGGUAGAGGGGAUAGAGGUUGUGCAGCGCGCGGCCAAGAGGGCAAGGAGAGCGCGGCUGACAUACAUGAGGAAGGUGAAGCAUGAUCGGGGAAGUGUGGAGAAUGUGGUCAGGAUGUACUUGAGGCAGAAGGCGGCGUUGGGGACGACGGAGGUGGGCGGGAAGAAGAGGGGUAAUGCGGCAGCAGCGGCGGCGGUGGGCGGGAAGAAGGGGGUGUGCAAAUUAGCUCAUCGCGUCGAAGUCCUCCGGGGACAUGACAUGUAG